Candida albicans SC5314 is the source of this 1074-nucleotide messenger RNA. RefSeq lists its product as uncharacterized. The record is from RefSeq and is a predicted model, not a curated record. Lineage: Eukaryota; Fungi; Ascomycota; Pichiomycetes; Serinales; Debaryomycetaceae. Bases 1 to 1074 code for a protein of 357 amino acids. Gene Ontology annotation, biological process: maintenance of rDNA; regulation of exit from mitosis. The transcript has a single exon.
AUGAUUAUAUUUUAUAAAUUUAUUGAAUUUUUUUUACAAUUAAUUAAUGAUAAACAAAUUUUAUAUCAAGAAAUGUUUCAAGAAUAUAAUAAAAAAUUUGUUAAUCCAAAAAUUAAUCAAUUGAAAAAAGAUGCCAUGAUUGAUGCUACAUUGGGACCUCAUUAUCUGAUUAGUUUAAAUGAUCAAAAACCUUAUUCAUUUAGUAAACUGAAAGUAUUUAUAACUCAUGAUAUUAAAGGUAAACCAAUUACUGAAUAUGGUGAUAUUGAUUCACAAAUUUUACCUCAACAAUUGGAAUUAGAACCAUUGACUUCAUCUUGUUCAACAGCUAUUAAUCUGAGAUUAACUAGUAGAGCAAAUAGUGUUGCACACUAUAGUAAUAAUAAUAAUAAUGAUAACUAUAUCAAUGAUGAUUAUGAUAGAACAUUUAAUACUAGUUCCAAUUGGAAUCAAAAUCGUCGUUAUCAACAAAGUUCACGUUAUCAUAGUGGUAGGAAUAAUGAUAAUCUAAUUAUGAAUACACCAUUGACUUAUUUACCUCAACCAUCAAGAUAUUCAACUCAAACACCAUCAUUGAAUAGUAAUUUAUCAUUUAAUCGAUAUGAUAGAACUCCAAGUCCUACACGUGGAACAACGAUGAGUCGUCGAUAUUCAAAUCCUAAUAUUAAUAACAAUAAUAAUAAUAACAAUAAUAAUAAUAAUUCAUUUCAUUCACCUUCAAGAAUACGUUCAAGACCUACUAGUCCUAAUAAAUUAUUAUCACCAACAAGACAACCACGAUUAGAAUUUGAUGGAAUUGGUAAUACAACAAUAACUAACGAUGAUCAGGAUAGAGAUAGAUUUUCUCCAUUUAAAUCACCAUCUCCAAUACAUCGAGGAACUUAUCAUCAUUCAUCUCCUAAUACAGUCAAUCCACAACAAUUACAUCAACAACAACAACAACUAUCCCAACAACAACAGUCCUCCCAGCAUAAUAAUUCAUUUGGAUAUCCAAAUUAUCCUUAUCGAUCACCAUCUCCAACAAGACGAAGACCUUCUGAUUCUCCCGAAAGACCAAAACCUGGAUGGAGAUGA